Messenger RNA from Patella vulgata (common limpet), 1238 nucleotides. RefSeq names its product ubiquitin-like protein 7. Bases 31 to 969 code for a protein of 312 amino acids. Gene Ontology annotation, molecular function: polyubiquitin modification-dependent protein binding. The record is from RefSeq and is a predicted model, not a curated record. Gene Ontology annotation, cellular component: cytosol. The transcript has 11 exons. NCBI's taxonomy places the organism in Eukaryota, Metazoa, Mollusca, Gastropoda, Patellidae. Gene Ontology annotation, biological process: ubiquitin-dependent protein catabolic process.
CCGCAGUGCACCGAGUGAGCAAGAAUCAACAUGGCUGCGAUUAUUAAUAUUUGCGAUAGAACUUUGCCAAAUAAAAAUCAAAGAUUUCAAAUCCACAAUGUGGACAUAAAUGAAAAUGUUCUGACUAUAAAGGAGAAAAUUUUGAAACUUAUCGAACCAAAUACUAAAGAUGUUGAGCUUAUUUAUUGUGGUAAACAGAUGAAAGAUGAUAAUAAGAUAGAUAUUUAUGGAAUUAAAAAUGGAUCAACAAUUUAUGUGCUUGAAAAACAUGUCCCAGAAGCGUCAGGAAUUGUAAAUAAUUUAACAGAACAGCAAGUUAUGGUGGCUUUGAAAGCUGCCAUUCGUAAACCUACAUACUCAAAUAUUGUUCAAAAGAUUCUCACUGAUGAAUCAAAAAUCAAUAAACUUGUCUCAGAUAAUCCAACUUUAACAUCAGAUCCAGCUGUUUUAUCAAUGUUAGUUGACCGAGGGUUGUUAGUUAGUUUAAUACAGCCUGGUAAUAUUUCAAAAUUAUUAUCAAGACAUCCUGUAUUUGGUCCUACAGCAUUAGCUGUAGCUACUAUGGUAAAUGAAGAAGCUGGUAAAGAUGGUGGUUCAGCUUCUACAACAGCAGGUUCAUAUUCAAUUGACCAGAUGUCUGAUGAGGAAGAUGAAGUUGGAAUGGGAGCACAGGGUGGAAGACCAAUCACAACAUCCCAACUAGCAGCAGCGUUAAUGCAGGCCCAAGGAGGAUACACCACAAACCAGCCUAGUACAUCUAGUAGUGGUGAAAGUAGUGCAGCUUCAAUAUCAGAACAAUUCUUUCAACAGGCUUUAAUGAGUGCCACUCAAUAUUCUGUACCAGAUAGUCAAUUACAACAAUUACGUGACAUGGGUAUAACAGAUGACAAUCUAGCCAGACAAGCUUUGAUGCAAACUGGAGGAGAUCUAAAUGCAGCUAUUGAAAUAUUAUUUGAAGACAGAUCUUGAUGGUAUUUUAAAGGUUUGUAAAGGCUAUACUUUUAAUUUGGAACAGAACAGAGUCAUUUCGUUUGACAGAAGUGAACAAGCCACCAAGAAAAGUAAAAUGUACAAUAUUAUCUUAACUACUUGAAUAAGGUUAGAGAAAGGCUGGGACUGACAAGUCAACUUUAAAAAGUUUAAUAGACAUUGGUAAAUGUAUAUGUGAAUGAAUGAAAUGUGAAUGAAAUGUUGUAACUGUAUGAAGAGGUCUUGUUAAUAAAUUAAUUUAUAUAUUG